Ostrea edulis (European flat oyster) is the source of this 2995-nucleotide messenger RNA. RefSeq lists its product as uncharacterized. The record is from RefSeq and is a predicted model, not a curated record. The transcript is spliced from 4 exons. Gene Ontology annotation, biological process: cell surface receptor protein tyrosine kinase signaling pathway. Bases 148 to 2883 code for a protein of 911 amino acids. Gene Ontology annotation, cellular component: cytoplasm. NCBI's taxonomy places the organism in Eukaryota, Metazoa, Mollusca, Bivalvia, Ostreida, Ostreidae.
CAGUGAUAACGGGAGGGUCGACCGAGCGGGGAUAUCGCAUGCAGGUAAAUUUUCAUAAUGCAAAUUAGUGCACUGAAGAUAGCGGCAAUGUCCCUGUGGUCUAUCAUCAAACAAGUCGUCGGCACACACGGUGGUGGUAGGUAGUGAAUGGAGGGAGUACAGAAAUGUGGAUAUGUCGAAGUGAAGGAACCGUCCACCAUUAAAGGGAGAAAACUCAAGGCAUGGAGGCGAAAAUGGGCUGUCAUGCAAGAAAUGAGCAAUUUGGCAUCUGGAACUCUAGCGGCAAAAUUAGAAUUUUUCCAGAACGAGGCAUCGUCAAAAGUCAACCCCCCACCUGCUGACAAACAGACUUAUCUUUUGGAAAAUGUCACAGCAGUUGAACCGUGCCAUUCCAAAACGCACAAGCUUGCAUUUCAAAUCGAGCAGACCACACCAACAUUAGUGCUCUGUGCGCAGACGCAAGAGGAAACAGACCAAUGGAUCAUUGCUUUUAAGCAAAUAUUCUGGCCCAACCAAAAGAUUCCAGAAAAUGAUGGAUUCACUGUGACCGUCGUACUAAAUGAAGAUGCUAAACGCUGUGCUUUAUUUGGAGAGUACCACAUGGUUGUUACACCGGAAGUGAUCUGCAUAGAGGGCGCUACUGAUCAGACAGGAAUGGAAUGGAGAUUGGACUGUUUAAAGCGAUUUUAUAUGGACAAAAACAGACAAAAUGUCCUCUUCAUCGAAAGUGGAGCAAAAGCUAGCUGUGGUGAGGCGAAGUUCGAGUUCCAGACUACGCUGGUACACGCAAUAUUGAAAGCGAUCAAGAACAACAUUAGCAAAGCAAUAGAAAUGAGAAAGAGGCGCUCUUAUCUCAGUCAGGAAUCACGGGACAGGACGAUGUCGAUGGAGCGCGGAUUUCACAACAUUCUGACGAACUCCGGACAGAGGAGUCGGGCAUCCUCCAUGAAUAGCAACAACUCGGUGGCAAGCCCGGUCACCAACUCCCCGACCCUGUCUCUGAAAGCGGCUAUAGAGAAAGCCGCCUCUUGGCAAGAAAGGAACGAAAAUUUCUCGAGAUUUCGAUGCAAUUCUUUAACUAUAGGAAAUAAUACUUCUAGUUUGGAGGGUUCCAGAGAAAAUCUGCAUGCACACACCAGGAGCCUUUCACUUGACGUUAAUACGGAUAAAAAUUCUCCACAUCAAUAUGAUAUUUUGUCAUUGACAGAAAAGACAAAAUUGGAAAAGAAGCCUGAAAUUGUUGCAAAAGUCUGUGUUACUACAGAAAAUAAUUUGAAGCCUGUGGAAAUCAUGUUAGACAUUCAUGGUUAUAGCCAUAUUCCUGCUGACGUCAACCGCACUGGUGACGCUGAAAGUAAUGUUGAUAUUCCAAAGACUGAUCCGAAAAUAGAUUCAAUCAGGAACAAUUCCACAAAUAUUGAACCCGUGUCUGAAAGUGAAAUCGAAGAACACACCCAUAUACAAAGGGAAGUACUUCUGCCUAUUGACAAUCCGGAAGAGAAACGUUCCCUAUCCACAGGGUCGCACGAUUCGGGAGUCUCCUGCCCAUCCAUUUAUCAACCACCCACAACUGACGAAACCAUUCAACGAAACAAGGAGUCGUUCGACAGUGCCAUUUCAAAUUCAGAAAUAAGGGCGUCUAUUGCGGAGGCAAUCGUUGUCACAGACAGCAGCCAUUCUGGAUUUAGUCGAUCCUUUUCCCAACCUCACAAUAUGUACCUCAACGAACCCAAAAACGAAAGAUCAAACUCCGAGCCCGCUAAGGCAGUUGUUUGUGAGGCCACUGGAUAUGCAAACGUGGAAGGUGAAUAUGAAGAUCUUGACAAAUACAGAAAAGACUUGAAAAAGUUUCUAGGAAUGAGCGACAAACCCCCGGAGGAGGUUCCCCCGAGCUUACCCGAGCGUCCAUCAAGUUUACCUCCAACCCGUAAAGUGAUAAAAGACUCCAAAAGAAAAAGAGUUUCUUUCACCGCGUUUGGAAACAAUCGCUCAUCCCUGUCCAGUUCCGAUUCCGAUGAUGCGGAACACGAUGUAGCAGCAAUAACGACCUGGCCUAUAGGACAAAAUACAGGCAACAAUACACUGUACUCUACCGUGGACAUAAAUACUAAUGUCGUACAAGCAAAACCUACUGAUAGUGAUCAAAAUCUGUACGAGACUAUACCAGCAGCGGCAGGAGAAGAAAACAACGGACCGCCCAUUUCCUCCAUCAAGGCAUGGCCUCUUAAUCGCACAGCACAAGCUAACUGUAAUCGUUUCUAUGAAUCUAACUUAUCAAUAUCAAAACCUACCCCAGCAGCCGUUCAGGAGGUCCCCGAAACAGAACCGUUAUCGAACACAGGACAAAGCGACGUCUCCAAAGACUUCCUGACCGGAGAUGGACAUUAUCUUUCUUCUACUGUACUUCCGGUUUUGAGCCCGACAAAACAAGCACCGUUCGUGGAUCUGCUGUGUGGGGAUAUUGCGGAUCAAUCUCCGAAGUUACCGGUUCUCGACGUCUUGCUGCCUUUCAGUAUUGAAGAAAUAAAAAACAGUCAGUGGAAUAUAGACAUGACGCAGCUAAAUCGCAGUAAUCCAGAUGCGGUAGAAAACCCCUUUCCAAAUAUAGCUCGCUACAGUGCAGCUAUGGAAAGUUUGUCAGAGAACCGUGGGGAUUCCGUUGGUUCAAAUACCACCGUGCCUGAAUGCAAUGAUUUAGUCUCUUCAGAGAACUCCGAGAAUGCAAUGGGGCCCUCCAGUGCUAAAACAGAGAAAGAUUUGAUUGACUUUGAGGAUAAUGAAUCGUCCCCUCAUCCGAAACCUCCCUUGGAGGACGUCUAUAUGGUGAUGGACGAGAGAGAACCCGUCUAUGUGCAGCCUUCCACGCUACAAUCUAGUGAUUGAUAGGACAAUCAUCAUCAAAGCUCUCAUAUGUACAAAGUCACCAAACAUCGCAAACUAUACCUUGCUUCAAAAGUAUCAUUGUAUUAAUUAAAAUGAAUUAAUACACACUUUA